Messenger RNA from Sphenostylis stenocarpa, 1122 nucleotides. The record is from the annotation of a GenBank genome assembly. NCBI's taxonomy places the organism in Eukaryota, Viridiplantae, Streptophyta, Magnoliopsida, Fabales, Fabaceae.
AUGGAGCUGAGUUCAUUCUCUUCCAAUUUUUUGUCCACUUCUGAGAUUGUCCAUGUGGGAAGAACAAGAGCCUAUUUUUCUUUGCUCUAUGAUUUUAGCAGCGUUAGAUUCUCUAGACAACUCAACUGUUUCGGAGGGUCAUUUCUAAGAAACUAUGAAGCCUCGAAUAACAUCUACAUGGCUCAUAAAGCUGUCAUCAGUUCAGCUAGUCGAGAUAAUCUUGCGGCAGAAACGAGUUUCCAUCAUAUGAAUGGCAUAAAUGGCUCAUCUUCUAGCUUGGGUUACAGAAAUCUGAGAGUACUGGAUGCGUUUGAUGAUGUGUAUGAAGGGGUUGUAAUUGAUUCAGAGCGGUUACCAGACAGCCCUACUAGCUUUGCAGCUAUUUUGCGGUUUUCUCUUUCUCAUUGGAAAAAGAUGGUAAAACCUCUGUCCAUGUUCGGAAAGAAGGGGAUUUGGCUUAGAUUGCCUUUAGAGCAGUCUGACCUUGUUCCAAUAGCUAUUAAGGAAGGCUUUGAAUACCACCAUGCGGAACCAGGAUAUGUGAUGUUAACAUACUGGAUUCCUCAAGGACCUUGCAUGCUUCCAGCCAAUGCAUCACAUCAUGUAGGAGUUGGUGGAUUUGUCAUCAAUUACAACAAAGAGGUGCUUGUAGUCCAAGAGAAGUACUGUGCUCCUGCAAAUCGUGGUCUUUGGAAGAUACCAACUGGAUUUGUUCUUCAGUCAGAGGAGAUAUAUGCAGGAGCCGUAAGAGAAGUGAAGGAAGAAACUGGGAUUUGUACCGAGUUCAUGGAAGUCAUAGCAUUCAGACAUGCACAUAAGGUGGCAUUCGAGAAGUCAGAUUUGUUCUUCAUCUGCAUGUUAAGACCCCUGUCAGCUGAGAUCAUUGUAGAUGAUCCUGAAAUUGAAGCUGCAAAGUGGAUGCCUCUAGUUGAGUUUGUGGAGCAACCACUUAUUCAAGAAGACUCUAUGUUCAAGAAGAUCAUAGAUAUCUGCAUUGCUUGUCUUGAGAAGCGUUACUGUGGCCUAUCUGCACAUCACAUGGUUUCCAAAUUUGAUGGCAAGUCAUCUUCCGUGUACUAUAAUGUCAUCAACAUGGAAGAUGUCAACUGUAUUGGCAAUUAA